UUCGGUACGGUACAGAGCAUUUCGCUCCUGCUUAGUGUUCACAGUGCUAGUCCAACCACGGUGGUGCGCUGACGUUGGUACGCUGACGGUGAUUAAAAUAAAAUAGUUCGCUGUUUGUAAACAAAAGAUCUUACAAAAAGACAGUAAAUUGUAAAUAACGUGCAAAUAGUAAAUUCGUGUGGUAAAGACGUUUGCAGUAUAGGUACUGUUUGCUACAGUAUUCUACAGUAAUCAUGCCUAAGUUACUCUGGGGUUUCAUUUUCGUGAUCGUCACCGUUGGUUGCAUCGAUUUGGCUGAGUCACGGGCGGUGAAUAUCAGCAACACGUGGACGCUACCGCAGGAAGGAUUCUCCGUGUUCUACCGUUACUUUCGUGACAAAAUCUCCUGGUUCGAGGCAGAUGCCGUCUGUCAGUUUCAUCAUGCUAAUCUAGUCACCGUUGACAAUGGAAUGCAAUUUGAUGCAACACGUGCCUUUCUUAAGGAGCUUGACGUAACUAGCGCAGUAUGGAUCGGCCUGAUGCGCCCGGAAAACUCGGCACGCUUCAUUUGGACAAGCUCUAAAACGUUGGAUCCUUCGAGUGGUUAUUGGGCGGAAACAAUACCGGCAAUGGAACAACCACUGUGCGCCGUAGUAGAUCCGGUACGCGAUUUCCGUUGGCAUGCUUUCCGUUGCGGUGGCCCUGAAACCGCCGCAUUCCUUUGUGAACUUCCCGUGCCAACGUGGGCGGUGGACUGUACCAUUACGUCGAUUCCAUCACUGACGGUGCAAUACAUGUCCGAUAGCGGUACUGUGCAGCUUUCACGGGAUUGUGGAGAAUCCGGCACCAAACAUGUUACCUGCCAGGGCAAACAGGACCGGGACAGCAUCAUCGAGCAGCUGCAGUGCAGCGACGAAGAGGAUUUGGCAUCGGUACUAGCUGUAGAUAACAACAAUCAGCUUCUGUUAACGGUUGGCGCUAAUACUGCGGGAACAGCAAGCUCAACUAGACGUCCACAGCAGCAGCCAAUAUUGGAGCACGAUAUUUUGACAGUUGUGUCCAGCAACGACGAGGAAAGUAACAACAAGAUUGAGGUUAAUCCGAAUCAAAUUGAGGACACCGUAAAGAACGUGAUCAACAAGUUUAAUCUGCAAGAUCUGAUGCGUAGUGAGCACGUAGCUCUACACAGUGAUGAGCUAGACGGUGUGAUCCACAAUGCGGAAAGUCAACGGAAGCCUAACUACAUCAAGAAAUAUUCACCGCUGUACGAGAAGAAACCUCACUACACGAAGAAGAAUUCCAACAGGUCGGAUCGAAACGAUAGUGGUGAUGAGGAGGAUGAAGACGACGAACCGAUGCAGGGCGAUCAACCGGUACAGGAUGAAACGGAAACACAACCGAUUGACAUUAUACAGCAGGCAGUCAAACCAACGGCAGAUGGAGAUUAUGCGGAUCCCGCAGUUGUAGUAGGUGCGGCAAAGAUGCUUAAUGAGAAAUGUAGCAAAGAAGGUUCGUGCACUAACAGCGAUAUGACUACAGAGAUGGUAACUACACCGGAUUCACGCUUGCGUCGUGGAACUGACUCGGACAGAGAUGAGGUAACUACGUUAAAAACAACCGACCCAGUGCCGAUUACUAUUAUGUCAGAUACAACGGAAACAACGGCUAUUUCAACGACAAUUUCCACUCCAACCGAGUUUUCCUCCGUAACGCCCACAACGACGACAACGGGCGUACCAAGAACUCUGCUAACCACAAGAACAACUGUGGCGAGUCACAUCUUGCCAACGACACCGAAAAAGGAAGUCAUUACCGGAGAUCACUUUAUACCGCCAAUGUUACUCGUGAAGGCACGCUUCAUAUCCGCACGUCCUCAAACUGAGGCUCCACCAACUACGUUGCUUCCAAAAGUGUCGUCUACCAACAUUCCAGCGGAAUCCGGAGUUACUGAUUCUUCUUCCACUGCAUCUCCAACAUCAGAUGCAGUUCUGCCGGAAGAUCAUGGAAAGAGUGAUUCAUUCCCGAUUGUAGAAUCAACUUCUAGCGAUAGUGUUAUCGAUAAUUUGCAGGAUGAGGUAUCAUCUCCUCCAUCCAUUGUCCAAAAUCACAACCAAUCUCAACAAUCCGAGCAACCUGAAACAUUUACCACCACGACACAACCGUUACAGGUUGACGUGACGACACCUGCGCAUCUUCCAAUAAAUCACAAUAAUAACCCACUUCAAGCCGCUUCGCUGGUGUCUACUAUUCAGCUGACACAGUAUUCCGAUUUUAUCACCACUACCACCACACCAGAACAGGAUACUACCGUGCAUUCAUCGGUAUCCACUCAGGUAUCAACUGCUGUACCGAUCACUACGAUUCUGGAAGAGCUGGGUUACUCUACCAACACUUCGGAGACUGAAGAAAAAGGUAGCAAUAAAGCAAGUACUCACUUACCUUCAUUGACAACGGAACAAAACGCAUUGCACGAGCAGCAGACGACAUUGUCAUUGCUCAACGAAAAGACCGAACUUCCGGAGGUAACCGGUUCGAUGAGAGAUAUUACUUCCAUAAAUCAGAAGACUACAGUCGCGAAUGAGGAAACAAGCUUCCGAGAAACUGAUGAUGAGCAUACGCACGAAGAGCAUGAAGAUUACGAUGAGCAAAAGCACUCAGAAUUGCACAACAGUUUUUCCAAUGUGGAAAAUUAUCAACCGUACAAACCGAACCGUCACCGCACGCUUACUAAACCUGAGGUACAUAAUAACCAUGGAGCGUACAUCAAGAAAAUCCUUGGUUAAAGAUGGUAGUUUGUGUCGGGUUAAACCUUCCAGUUUAACGUAUGAAUUAUGGCUUCUUCAUCCAUUAUGGCAGCAUCGUUAGCAUAAGGAAGAUGGGAAGUAAUAAGGUUUUCAAAAUAUUUUGAAAUUUUGCCAAGGGUAAAAUUUGAAAGCAAAUGAACCGACCGAGCGAAGGAAGUUUGCUGGAAGCAACUGACUUCAGUUUUACAGCAGAAUGAUUUACCGUAUCUUGGAACUUCAUAACGUCGUAUGAACGUCAUCCGAGUUGAGAUUUGCUUAAUAUCAAUACUACCUGCAUUCAGUUGCCGCUCUAUAUUGAUUAUUUCAUCUCUAUCAUUACAAGAUAGUAAUAGGUAAAUGUCAAGUAUAAAGUAGUUGUAGUUCGGUAACUAGAUUAAAAUCGUACUGAAGAGGAUCGUCAACAGAUUUACCAACCCAACAAUUAUAAGGCACAAAGAAUUGUCUGCAAUCAUUCGAGAAAUUACAGCAAGAGAGAUACAACCGUUCAGUAGAAUUCCAAUAAUUAGACAACACAUCAAUCGCAGAACCUAUGCUUUUGUUAGAAAAAAAUUCUUAACUUCAUAACAACGCACUGUGCUAAACAUUUUUAAAAGUUGAAAAAUUUGAAAUAAACGUUUGUAAAACCAAGUUGCACGAAGAAAAUAGACAGCUACGAAUAGGUGUCUUAACAACAGUUAAACGUAUCGUCCGGACUGAUGCAGUCCGUACGAAUGGGUGUACAAUGUUUCACAAAAAAAGGAUAAGAAACAGAAUGGGGUUGAAAAUUAGGGAUUAAUUUUAGGGACAAGUCGCUAAACAGAAACAACAUCAAGAGAAGAGUUUGUCUGGUACCGAAUAUGCGAGAGAGAUAUUGCACUUACUCGCCUGGUCUGUGGCCAAUAUGUUAAAGAUUGUUGCUUCGUUUAAAUGAAAACAAAAAAAUGUAAUACGACUUUUAAAUGUUUGUACUAAGUGUAAGUGAACUUACAUUGAUUUGAAUAUAAAACAGAAAUAAGAUUGAACGCUAUUCGUGAACAUUCAUGUGCUGCAUACCUGGGUGGUAUAACCGUCUGUGCUAACUGUCGCGAACGGAACCUUAAACAUUGAACUUCGUUUGAACAGCAGUCAACGAGGCCGGCAGCAUUCUUGAAGGUGAAGCGACAGACAAAUCUGAUCCACGGCAAUGUAUAAAGAUGAAAACAAUGAUCCUUCCAAACUAACGAUAAACGAAAUGCAGAUCAUAUCAGCGCUUACGGGAGCUGUUUACUUUACCCUACUGUCAUUCCACACACGAACACACCGUCACCAAACAUACCACUCGCAGUUUAAGAAAGUAAAAAUAAAUAAUAAUGCAGCUAGUUUCGGACAGUUUGAACUAUGCUAGCAAACAGGCAGUUUUAUUACAAAUAAAGUUUUGAACUCAAA
Molecule: messenger RNA, 4187 nt
Organism: Anopheles funestus (African malaria mosquito)
Lineage: Eukaryota; Metazoa; Arthropoda; Insecta; Diptera; Culicidae
Exons: 6
Coding region: 234-2762 (842 amino acids)
Source: RefSeq, a predicted model, not a curated record